AUGGGGUCGGGAGGAAAGGUGACCUUGAGGGCGACUAGUCGGUCGAGACCGACGGCCCUGUGGUGCAGUUGGGGAAAGAUUAAACGGCUAUGGCUUUCCAGGGGCAUCGUGGCGCCGUGGCUGGAUGCAUGCAGGGCUGAGAUUGCAUCAAAGGAUCUAGCGCAGGCGCCGGCCCCUGCGCCAUCUUUGGACAGACUUGGGAAAUCGUCCGAUGCAUCCCCUUUGCUUGGCUCCGCCGUCUUAUGA
Messenger RNA from Sporothrix schenckii 1099-18, 246 nucleotides. RefSeq lists its product as uncharacterized. The record is from RefSeq and is a predicted model, not a curated record. The transcript has a single exon. NCBI's taxonomy places the organism in Eukaryota, Fungi, Ascomycota, Sordariomycetes, Ophiostomatales, Ophiostomataceae. The coding region runs from base 1 to 246 and encodes 81 amino acids.